Messenger RNA from Pan troglodytes (chimpanzee), 9506 nucleotides. RefSeq names its product transmembrane 131 like (gene TMEM131L). The record is from RefSeq and is a predicted model, not a curated record. Gene Ontology annotation, biological process: negative regulation of canonical Wnt signaling pathway. The coding region runs from base 4983 to 9371 and encodes 1462 amino acids. NCBI's taxonomy places the organism in Eukaryota, Metazoa, Chordata, Mammalia, Primates, Hominidae. Gene Ontology annotation, cellular component: plasma membrane. The transcript is spliced from 33 exons.
CUACUCACUGUUGACUCCUUUUUAUUAUUUUCCAAAAAUCUUCUAGUACAAUUUAUGUUUCAGGAAGGUGGCCAUAUUUAAUUCAUUGUGUUGCCUUCUCUAACAUACAUGUACACAUCCCAGUUUGAGAAACAUUGUCCAAUCCCUAUUGUUUUUACCCAGUUUGUUCAAGUAUUUUAUUUGGAAAACAUGGCUCCGAAUGAUACAUGCCUGUUGGAUUAAAACUGAACUUCUUCUGUAGGAAAGAUGAUUUGCCCCCUGUGAAGUGCCCAGAUACCCACUGUUGCAUUUGAAGGUGGAUCCCAGAGAAUAGCCUUAGUAAAAGCAUAGUCAUAGUGUGUGGCCUGCCAAGUGGACCAUGUAAAAUGUAUAUAGUAAAUAAUUCAUAUUGAUAUUGUGCCUUGUACAACAUUGACUUUGAGGGUUGUAACUACCUUGUGGAUGUUGCUGCCACUAAAUUAUUUACAGUAGGUGAGGUUCUGUUUGAAUUACAAUCCAAACAGUGUUCGAUUGGUAGUUAUGACAGGUGUAUGUAGUAUGCAUUUUUGGUGGAGUAAUUCUUCUAGGAUUGUGAUUAAUCCUGUUUCUUCAAAUCAGGUCAUGUUAAUCCACUUAAUCCAUAAAAAUUGGAUUUAAGUAAUUGCCCUUGUGUAAACCUUAUGGUUUACAAAGUGCUUUCACAUGUAUCUUCCUUACAUAACCAGGUGGAUAUGUGGUAGUAUUCCCAUUUUAUAGAUGAGGAGACAGGUUCAUCAAGGUAAAACAAUUUGUUGAAGGUUAUAGAGCUAUGAAGUGACAGAACAUGUGCGUGAUCCUAGGUGUCCUCUCUCUGUAAGUGCAUACUUGUCUGCUUUGGAGUGGAAAGCCACUUUCCCAAUUAGAUCUACAGCUGUCUGUCGAAGGAGACUAAGUCCGAGAUUAACGGAUGGAAGCAACUGAAUACUUUAUUAGGCCCUAGUGUUAUAUGGUUCCUAGCAAAUCCCUGAAAAAAAUGAGCAAGACUCGUGUAAGAUAGACCCAGGGUUGGUCCUUCAGCAAUAUUUUACUGUAUGCUAGAUAACUUCUUUAGUUUUAUGCUAAUUCUAAGUGUGGAUUAUCCACAGAUAUUCAGCUACAUAGCUUUUGAAAUGUGGAAAAUUUAAAUCUGAAAUUUUGGGAUUACUUUGUGGAACACAUGCCAUUGUAAUGUGUGCUGAGAGGUUGCCUUUAGAGGAGCUGUCCUGUCAGCUUGCUUUGCUUUGGGAUUAUUUUCAGCAGCAAGUAACAAAACCCUGACUCAACCAGCUCAAACAAUAAAGAAUGCAUGAUGUCACUUAACAAGAAGCCUGGAGGCAGGGUGGUUCUGGGUUGGUUUACUCAGCAGGUUAGUGUCAGCACCUGGGAGCCUGGUUCUUCGGACCUGUCUGUUCUGUUGGACUCUGUGUGCCGUGCAGCUCCCCUCACGUUUGCAGGAGGUCUGUGUGCUUCACAGCCUCCCAGCCUCCCACCUGAACAUCCAAAGGCAGGUUAAAAGAACCCCCUGGCUACUUUCUCAGAAGUACUCCCCAGCAGACUUCCCCUUCACAUCUUACAGGUGGGUCUGCACUCACCUUGAACCACUCACCCACCCACGCCUGUGGAGUGGUGGAACCACGUGAUCAGCUCUGUCCUGCAGGGUUUAGUCAUAGGGAGCACAACCCGGCUUUGCCUAAGUGGGAGGAAGGGAAUGGGCAGUGGGAAGGCCGACAGCAGUGUGUGCUAUGCUGAGUGCUAUGCUGGGUCACCUGAGCUCAGCGAGAAAUGAGCGGUCUAGGGCAGUGUUUCUCGAAGCCUGGUCCAGGGACCUAAAUCAGCAUCGCUUGGGAACUCGCUAGACUGGCCGGUUCUCAGACCCCACCCCAGACCUGGUGUGAAUCAGAAGCUCUAGGGGAGGAGCCCAGAGAUCUGUUUUAACAAGCCCUCCAGGUGGCUCUGAUGCAUGCUCAAGUUUGAAAACCAUUGGCCCAGGGUGAGGCAGCUCAGGGACCACAUUACAAAAUAUACUUUUUGUGGAGGAUUAAAUAAUGAGAGGUAGAAAUAGUCUUGUAGGUAAAACAGUGGGUGGAAAUUGGGAGAUGGUUGCUUUUCAGCCUGACUUACCACCACUGGCCCAGGAUUUUAUCAAACCUAGAAUCCGUACGUAUUCUCUUCAUAGGGUAUGGAGUGUUAGCUGGUGGAUCGAGUGUGUCCGAAGAAGUUCUGCUGCAAUGAUGCACAUGGGGGUGGGGUUCCAGGCUGAGCUUUGGUGUCCACCUAUCAGGGUCUCAUAUGUCCUGGCAUGCCUGGUAAACAGGUGGGUUAGGCCAUUGCAGGUCAGCUUCCAGGGGAGGACUGAGGAACCUUCUCAGGGAGAAUUCAUUCAUUAUAAGGGAAGUAAGUUUGGCAGAAAACCUUGGCCCAGUAACAGAAAGUCUCAGUUGUUGGAUGGGAGUGGCCACUCACAGCACAGGGUGGUAUGUGUAUUCAGAUCUGCCUCCUGGCCCAGGCCCCUGUGGAGCUGCACAGGCGUGUGUGUGUGUGUGUGUGUGUGUGUGUGUGUUAGAGAGAGACACCCUCGUGGGCCUGUGGCUGAGCUGUAUGUGUGUGUGGGAGUGUGCGAGAGAGAGGAGCCAGGGACAAGGAGAGAGACCCUUGUGGGCCUGUGGCUGGGGUGUGUGUGUGUGAGAGAGAGUGAGAGAGACAGAGACUCUGGUGGGCCUGUGGCUGAGAUGUGUGUGUGUGAGUGUGAGAGAGGAGACAGGGACAAAGAGAGAGACCUUUGUGGGCCUGUGGCUGAGUUGUGUGUGUGUGUUUGUGUAUGUAUGAGAGAGACAAGAGAGACUCUUGGGAGCCUAUGACUGAGGUGUGUGUGUGUGUGUGCAUGUUGAGAGAGACCCUGGUGAACCUGUGGCUGAGUUUUGUGUGCGUGUGUGUGUGAGAGAGAGAGAGAGAGACCGAGACCGUUGUGGGUUUGUGGCUGAGUUUUGUGUGAGAGGUAGAGACCCUGUGGGCCUGUGGCUGAGUUGUGUGUAAGAGAGAAUGAGGGUGCGUGAGUGCACCGGUGUGAGUGGGGUUGUUGGGGCAUGAGGAAGGAUAUUACUUAAGGCAAAACUGAAAGAAGUGUUCUAAAAAUUCUGUGAGAAACUGGGGUGGGCGGAAGCAGCACGGGGCGCUGCCCACCCCAAGGGGACUUCCACACCCCGUCCUGCAGCUGGAGGGCCAGGGCUGCCUGUGGGAGGAGUGGGGACCGUGCCCUGGUGAGGGCAGGGCCCAGAGGAGGCAGCCGGGAACUUGGAGAGAAGGAACAAAAUUGGGACAAGGGCCUGGGCCUGGGAUAGCCCAGCCUGUUGUGUGCCACUUACAGGGGAGAGGGGCCUCCCCAGCCACACAGCAGCCUGGGGAUUCCCUGCGGCUCUGUUGUGGUGGAGUGGGAGCAUUUGCCAGCUGAGGGGGCUGGAUGGAGUAGGGCAACAGGAAGCAACUCAAGUUCAAGUGUGGUGUAUUAAUUUCCCAGGGCUGUCUAACGAAGUGCCACAAACUGCGCGGCUUUAGAACAACAGAAUUGUAUUCUCUCCUCACAGUCCGGUGGCUGGAAGUCCUCUGUCAAGCCGGCAGGGCCACGCUGCCUCUGAAACCCUCGGGGAGUCCGCCCUCGCCUUUUCCUAGCUUCUGCGGGCUCGCCGGCAGCCUGUGGGGUUUCUUGGCUUGCAGCUGCAUCACUCCAGUCUCUUGUCGCACAGCGCUCUCCCUGGGUGUCUCCGUGCUUUCACGUGGCUGUCGUAUAAGGACACCAGUUAUAUUGAAGCAGGGGCCCACCCUACUGCAGUCCAGCCUCAUCUGGACUAAUUGCAUCUGCACCAACCCUGUUUCCAAGUCAGGUCACAUUCUGAGGUACUGGGGUUAGGACUUUGACAUAUCAUGUUGGGGUUGGUGGAGACACAGUUUAACCCAUAACACAUAGUCCCCAGCGAGACUCGUCUGUGAGCCCUUGUGAAUGUCCCUCACUUGUUUUCCUUGCCCUCCCCCAACACCAGGGCUCCUGAGAAACGCCUUUUUGGUAUUGGGCUGGUGAUGUGUGAAGCGAUCCACUGUGAAGCUUCCUUCCUGAGAGCUGCACAGACCAGUCUAUGGCAGCUUUGGACUCCUGGGCUCCAGCCGCAGCCGCAAAACCCACGCAGUUUCUUCCUAGCUCAUUGAACCUGGCCUUUUGGUUGAAUGGAUUUUAUUUCUGGAUUAUUUCUUUGUGUAUCUGUAGGAGCACGUCCAAGGAAAAUUCUUUAUUUUCACAAGAUUGUGAGCACUGGGGAGAAGUAUUUUUUUCUUUUUUCUUUUUUUUCUUUUUGAGACAGAGUUUCACUCUCUCACUCAGGCUGGAGUGCGGUGGCACGAUCUCAGUUCACUGCAACCUCUGCCUUCCAGGUUCAAGCGAUUCUCCUGCCUCGGCCCCUUGAGUAGCUGGGGUUACAGGCAUGUGCCACCAUGCCCGGCUAAUUUUUGUAUUUUUAGUAGAGACGGGGUUUCACCAUGUUGGUCAGGCUGGUCUCAAACUCCUGACCUCAUGGUCCACCCACCUUGGCCUCCCAAAGUGCUGGAAUUACAGGUGUGAGCCACUGCGCCCGGCCCGAUUUUUUUUUUUCUUGCGGAAAAUAAGUGGGCAGAUUUAAUAAUGAGCAAAUAGGCAAAACCAUGAAAUCAAACCUCGUUCCUUGUGUCAGAAUUCAGAAAAAAGCGACUAAUGUAACUGGUGCCAGGCUGUGUGUGCUGUGGUGUGUCUCUGUAUCUUCUCGGACAAACUAUUUAGUGGAAAAGGCUUACAUUUUCAGCCAUCAGUUUUAGAUUUUGGAAUACAGUUCCUGGGACAUCCUGUAGCAAAGAUUCUCCAUGCUUACAACCCUAGUAGGGACAGCGAGGUUGUGGUGAAUUCAGUGUUUGCAGCUGCUGGACAUUUCCAUGUACUGCCAGUUCCCUGCAGGGUAAUUCCAGCAAUGGGGAAAACUUCCUUCAGAAUUAUUUUCUUACCUACUGAAGAAGGAAGCAUUGAAAGUUCCUUAUUUAUUAAUACCUCUUCGUAUGGAGUCCUUUCCUAUCAUGUAUCUGGAAUUGGCACUCGUAGAAUCUCUACAGAAGGGUCUGCAAAGCAGCUACCAAAUGCUUAUUUUCUGCUUCCAAAGGUCCAGAGCAUUCAGCUGUCUCAAAUGCAGGCAGAAACCACUAAUACUAGCCUCUUGCAGGUGCAACUGGAAUGCAGUUUACAUAAUAAAGUGUGUCAGCAAUUAAAGGGUUGUUAUCUGGAAUCUGAUGAUGUUUUGCGUCUACAAAUGAGCAUAAUGGUAACAAUGGAAAACUUUUCAAAAGAAUUUGAAGAAAACACACAAGAUUUGUUAGAUCAUCUCUCUAUUGUUUACGUAGCUACAGAUGAAUCUGAGACCUCAGAUGAUUCAGCAGUAAAUAUGUAUAUAUUACAUUCAGGAAACAGCCUUAUAUGGAUACAGGAUAUACGCCAUUUCUCACAGAGAGAUGCUCUGUCUCUGCAGUUUGAACCAGUACUACUACCUACUUCUACAACAAACUUUACAAAAAUUGCUUCUUUUACCUGCAAAGCAGCUACAUCAUGUGACAGUGGAAUUAUAGAAGAUGUGAAGAAAACAACACACACUCCAACACUAAAAGCAUGCCUCUUCUCUUCUGUGGCUCAGGGGUAUUUUAGAAUGGACUCUUCUGCAACCCAGUUUCACAUAGAGACUCAUGAGAACACAUCAGGACUUUGGUCAAUAUGGUACCGCAACCAUUUUGACCGUAGUGUUGUAUUAAAUGAUGUGUUUCUUUCCAAGGAGACCAAGCACAUGUUAAAGAUUCUGAAUUUCACUGGCCCUUUAUUUCUACCUCCAGGCUGUUGGAAUAUAUUUUCUUUGAAACUUGCUGUUAAAGACAUUGCCAUAAAUCUAUUCACCAAUGUAUUUUUGACUACAAACAUAGGUGCCAUUUUUGCAAUACCUCUACAGAUUUAUUCAGCACCAACCAAGGAAGGGAGUCUGGGUUUUGAAGUGAUAGCACAUUGUGGCAUGCAUUAUUUCAUGGGAAAAUCAAAAGCAGGAAAUCCUAAUUGGAAUGGGAGCCUUUCUCUGGAUCAAUCUACCUGGAAUGUGGAUUCUGAACUUGCAAAUAAAUUGUAUGAAAGAUGGAAGAAAUAUAAAAAUGGUGACGUCUGCAAGAGGAAUGUUUUGGGAACAACUCGAUUUGCUCACUUGAAGAAAUCCAAGGAGUCUGAGUCCUUUGUUUUGUUUUUGCCUCGUUUGAUCGCAGAGCCUGGCCUCGUGUUAAACUUCAGCGCAACUGCCCUUAGGAGCAGGAUGGUCAAGUACUUUGUGGUGCAGAACCCGUCCUCUUGGCCAGUCUCCUUGCAGCUCCUGCCUCUCUGCUUGUACCCUAAACCCGAAGCCCUAGUGCACCUGCUCCACAGAUGGUUUGGCACUGAUAUGCAGAUGAUUAAUUUCACAACUGGUGAAUUCCAGCUCACCGAAGCUUGCCCUUACCUGGGUACGCAUUCUGAGGAAUCCAGGUUUGGCAUCCUCCACUUACAUCUGCAGCCUUUGGAAAUGAAAAGGGUUGGCGUAGUUUUCACACCCGCUGACUAUGGAAAAGUUACCUCACUCAUACUAAUCCGGAAUAACUUGACUGUUAUUGACAUGAUUGGCGUGGAAGGAUUUGGAGCAAGAGAGUUAUUAAAAGUGGGUGGAAGACUUCCUGGUGCAGGAGGCUCACUCCGAUUUAAGGUGCCCGAGUCCACGCUGAUGGACUGCCGUAGACAACUGAAAGACAGUAAGCAAAUUUUAUCUAUUACAAAGAACUUUAAAGUUGAGAAUAUUGGACCUCUUCCUAUAACUGUUUCGUCUCUGAAAAUUAAUGGGUAUAACUGCCAAGGUUAUGGAUUCGAGGUGCUGGAUUGUCAUCAGUUUUCCCUGGACCCAAACACAUCCCGCGAUAUCAGCAUUGUGUUCACUCCAGACUUUACCUCCUCCUGGGUAAUUCGGGACCUAAGUCUUGUAACCGCAGCGGACCUAGAAUUUCGCUUCACUCUCAAUGUGACUCUCCCUCAUCACCUGUUGCCCUUGUGUGCAGACGUGGUUCCAGGACCCAGCUGGGAGGAGUCAUUUUGGAGGCUCACGGUCUUCUUUGUCAGUUUGUCCCUGUUGGGUGUGAUUUUAAUAGCCUUCCAACAAGCACAGUACAUUCUCAUGGAAUUCAUGAAAACAAGACAGAGGCAAAAUGCUAGCUCCUCUUCACAGCAAAACAAUGGUCCUAUGGAUGUAAUCAGCCCCCAUUCUUGCAAAAGCAAUUGCAAGAACUUUCUCGAUACAUAUGGCCCCUCUGAUAAAGGCAGGGGGAAGAACUGCCUUCCAGUGAACACUCCCCAAAGCAGGAUCCAGAAUGCUGCAAAGAGGAGCCCAGCCACCUAUGGUCAUUCUCAGAAGAAGCACAAAUGCUCAGUGUAUUACAGUAAACACAAAACCAGCACAGCUGCGGCCAGCAGCACCAGCACGACUACUGAGGAAAAACAGACUUCACCCCUGGGCAGCUCACUGCCUGCUGCUAAAGAGGACAUUUGCACUGAUGCCAUGGGUGAGAACUGGAUCAGCCUCAAAUAUGCAAGUGGCAUAAAUGUCAACCUGCAGAAGAAUUUAACCCUUCCCAAAAACUUACUGAAUAAAGAAGAAAACACACUGAAAAACACAAUUGUUUUCAAUAAUCCUUCUUCAGAAUGUAAUAUGAUGGAGGGAAUACAGACAUGUAUGUUUCCUAAGGAAACUGACAUUAAAACUUCAGAGAACACAGCCGAGUUCAAGGAACGGGAGCUGUGUCCACUGAAGACCUCCAAGAAACUACCUGAAAACCAUUUACCAAGAAACUCACCUCAGUACCACCAGCCAGACUUGCCAGAAAUUUCCAGGAAAAAUAAUGGGAAUAACCAGCAAGUACCUGUCAAGAAUGAAGUAGAUCAUUGUGAAACUUUGAAGAAGGUGGACACAAAGCCUUCUUCAGAAAAGAAGAUUCACAAAACAUCUAGAGAAGACAUGUUUUCUGAGAAACAGGACAUACCUUUCGUAGAGCAAGAAGAUCCUUAUAGGAAGAAAAAGCUUCAGGAGAAAAGAGAAGGAAAUUUACAAAAUUUAAAUUGGAGUAAAAAUCGAACAUGUAGAAAGAACAAGAAAAGGGGUGUUGUUCCAGUCUCAAGGCCUCCUGAACAGAGUGAUCUAAAGCUUGUGUGCAGUGACUUUGAGAGGUCUGAGCUGAGCAGUGACAUCAAUGUAAGAAGCUGGUGUAUACAGGAAAGCACUAGGGAGGUUUGUAAAGCAGAUGCCGAAAUUGCAAGCAGUUUACCUGCUGCCCAGAGAGAGGCAGAAGGUUACUACCAGAAGCCUGAGAAGAAAUGUGUGGACAAGUUCUGCUCCGAUUCCAGCUCUGACUGUGGGAGCUCCUCUGGCAGCGUGCGUGCCAGCCGGGGCAGCUGGGGGAGCUGGAGCAGCACCAGCAGCUCCGACGGGGAUAAGAAGCCCAUGGUGGACGCCCAGCACUUCCUGCCGGCCGGAGACAGUGUUUCACAAAAUGAUUUUCCUUCUGAAGCUCCCAUCUCCUUGAAUCUUUCUCAUAACAUCUGCAAUCCCAUGACCGUGAAUAGUCUCCCACAAUACGCAGAGCCUUCCUGUCCCAGCCUUCCUGCCGGGCCCACAGGUGUUGAAGAAGAUAAAGGUCUUUACUCACCUGGAGACCUGUGGCCCACUCCGCCAGUGUGUGUGACAAGCAGCUUAAACUGCACCCUGGAGAACGGCGUGCCUUGUGUGAUUCAGGAGUCGGCCCCGGUUCAUAAUAGUUUCAUUGAUUGGAGUGCAACAUGCGAAGGCCAGUUUUCCAGUGCAUACUGUCCAUUGGAAUUGAAUGAUUACAAUGCCUUUCCAGAAGAAAACAUGAACUAUGCCAAUGGCUUCCCCUGUCCUGCAGAUGUUCAGACAGACUUUAUUGAUCACAACUCUCAGUCUACCUGGAACACCCCACCCAACAUGCCUGCUGCCUGGGGACAUGCCAGUUUCAUCAGCUCUCCGCCCUACCUCACAAGCACCCGAAGCUUGUCUCCAAUGUCUGGACUUUUUGGUUCCAUCUGGGCCCCGCAAAGCGACGUGUAUGAAAAUUGCUGCCCCAUCAACCCCACCACGGAACAUUCGACCCACAUGGAAAACCAGGCGGUCGUGUGCAAGGAAUACUACCCGGGGUUCAACCCGUUUCGCGCCUAUAUGAACCUGGACAUAUGGACUACCACAGCGAAUAGGAAUGCAAAUUUCCCACUGUCUAGAGACUCGAGUUACUGUGGGAAUGUGUGAAACUAAUUGGAUUUUUAAACAAUGUGAAUAAAGAGGGUUGUGUUUUGAUUACUAGUGUAAACUGGUUAUUGAGAUAGAUUAUGACAUUGGUGGAUAUUUUGGCACUUUUAUAUGAAAAUAAAUUUUUUAAUGAAA